UCGUUGCGAGAGGUUGUCGUCGUUGCUGAGACCGGUGUAUCUCCUCGCCCCAUUCCCAACAAGCGCGCAAUCGACGUUUCGUGGAAUUCUCGCGUCUGGAACGGGUUCGCACCGUGCUGCUGCUGCUGCUGCUGCUGUGUCACGUUUCCUAUCGUUCCUAUCGGUAUAACCCGCGUGUGUGCCGUGUGGUUGCUGUCAUCGUCGAACGCAAUUCGCAUUCGCGCGACCAACGUACAUCGAUUCGCCGAAUUGAUCCGUGCUGAACUGAACGCGGAACGGAACGGUGAUCAGUGGAGUGCUACUACAAGGUGAAGACGUCCCAACGCAGGUGUCGUCCAGGGUUUUCCGGGAAAGCAGCAAUUGCAACGUUUGUUUCCGUGGUUUCUAGAAAUCGGAAAGCACAACCCCCAACUCAAGAGAGACCCCCCACAACGGUGGUGACAGUCACAGUAAUCAACAGAACGCUACAUUCGACUCUUGAUUGGCCGCGUUAACUUGCUGACACAUCGAUUUCGGCAUCGCCGCUCUGAGUGUGUGCUUGUGUAUCGUACAUUCCCUUAUCGUGUGUGUUGUGUGGUGGUGCUACUCCAUUUCAUUCACUGUAGUGACUAGAGAGGUAACUCCCUCCCUGUGAUCGGUAGCAAGACGCUGCUGCCCUUGAGUUCAGUAGCAGUUACACGGCAACCGCUUGUCCGGUUACACCUCCAGUUAAUCGAACCAUCGUAUUUUUUUGUAGGCGACACCGCCACCGAUCAACAAGACAAGGCGGGCGGCAAUCAUUAGCACCGGAAAAUUGUUGAUACGUUCGUACGUUGAUACGGACCGGUUUCUGGACUGUUUGUGUUAUUACCAUUACCGAGAUACACUUCCACCCCCUUGCAUCGUACAGUGAGAACCUCUCUCUCUCUAGUGAACGGGAAACAGAGCAAGUAGCAAAUAGUGCCGCGUGCCCGAGCCUACUAGAUUGAUUGAGCAGCAAAGUGACAGCAGUUAUUGAAACAGUAAGUGUGCGAGUGUGUGCCCAGGUGUUUAUUUGCUCGAGAACCAAGCCAGUGUCUCUGGGAGGUGGAAUGAGCGGAAAUCGGAGAAGUAGUGGCAUCGCCGUCACCAUGGCAUCGUACUGGAUGCCCUGUCUGUUGAUACUCGUACUGCUGCUGGGGGUCGUCAGUGCGGUUGACGCCGAAAAUCAUUGCAGCGAGCAUCGGUAUGCUCAUUCGCUCCAUACGCACCAUCUGCAGUUUACGAAGGAGAUCCCCGAUCGGGAAUAUGCCGUGUUGCAGCAAUUCAAAAGUUUGCACUGCUGUGGCAAAGGCUAUCGCAGCAUUGAAUGGUUUAAGAACGGAAAACCACAUCCCUGGAGCAAGGACGUGUCCUCGUUCAUCGUGUAUCCGGAGGCGGCUAACCAGACGAUCUACAGCCCACGGCUCGAGGAGAAUGACGUCGGCAACUACACGUGCAUUCUGCGCAACGAAACGCACACCAUACACCACAACAUUGAGCUGCGGCUGCAAGACAAGCUAGACAAUCCGAUGCCAACGUUCCGGCCCAAAGAUCUGACGGUGGACGUCGGCGAAAGCGUCCGGUUCUACUGUGAGGCGUUCGUGGGCAACCUCUAUCUACCGGACGCCACCAACCAAAUCCAGUGGAUGCAGAUGUUUGACGACAAACCACACUCCAUCACCGAUGGCGAACAGGUGAACGUGACACGUGAGGAAGGCCAAAUCAUUGGCUCGUACCUGUCGAUACCGAUCAUUCAGGCGCACCACUAUGGCCGCUACCGGUGCCAGAUCGUGUCCGGCAACUCGGCACAACCGCUCGAGCUGAACGUGCUGCUGUCACCGAUCGAGCUGAGCACCAUGAGCGAAUCGCAGCUGUCCAUGCUCGUCUACAUCACGGCCACGUUCCUGUUUUUGGUGGUCGUGCUCGUCUUUUGCAUCCACCGGACGGUACAGCAACGGGCCGCCGGCAAGAAGGACAACAAUAAGCUCUGCUCAGCCUCGUUCAUCGCCGGCCAUGCCGAUCACCACGAGAGUGUGUAAGACCGAGUAGGAAGCGGUGGCAUGCAUGCAUGAGGGAUGGUCAGAGGACGAUGGUCCAGCAACCAGCACCCGGGGGAGUCCGGGGUGAACCUCUUCGAUCCUUUGACAACCCGUCCUCCCACGUCCCACGUCAUCACAGGAACCCAUUAACAUCCUAGAGAGAAUACUCUCCUUAUGGUUCUUCCGGUGAUUGGCUUGGCUUGGCGAAAGAUAAAGACGAACGCGGCUAAAGGACGAGGUGUUGCAGGGCUCUAUGCUGUAGCUGUUGCUCAUGCUCAUGUCUCAUGUCUGUGCGUAUGUGUGUGUGUGUGUGUAUGUGUGUGUGUACAUGAAUGUAUUAUCGGCCACUGCCUAAACACUGUUAUUGUGGCCGACCCCGUAUACUACUAAAUCCUGCGUGCUCGUACGCUGGUGUGUGAUCUUCUUCCGGUUUAUGGUGCCGGAUCUUUUGGUCGGAAAGCAAAGCACCACACGUCUGCUCUCUUCGAAUCGCUGAACAGAACUUGUUUUGUUGUAGCUCGUCCGGACGAAAAAUCCACAACGAUGUCCCCCCAUAGGCCCGAAACCGCAGCAAGAAGAAGAAGCAGAUACAAGUUUUGCUAAAAGCAAUCAUUAGAUUUAAGCAAGGAAGAGAGAGUGUAGGAGCGCAUAGUGAGAGGGGGGAGGGGGGGGGGGGGAGAGGGAAUGAUAAAAACCAAGAUAGACUGUUUUGUGUGGCCAGUCCAGGAAGGCACAAGAAAUUUUGCUGCAUCCCGGGAGAAAUAGGGCUUGUUUCAAAAACAUAAACUAAAACUCUCCAAAAUGCCACAAAGCACCAGAGGUAAUUGUGUGGUGGUGGAUCGUUUCCUCUGUAAUCCAUAAAAUAUGUCACUGUUUAUCCAAUGGUGCCAGGGAUACAGCGGAUACGUGGUCAGAUUUAAUGCAAAAAAGAAUAUCCAGCAUAAAAACCCCCUCUUAUCACCCAAACUACUCGCAAUAAUGGAAAACUAGCAUCACUAAACAAACGCAAAAAAGAGGGGAGAAUCGUACUAAAGAACGUUGCAACUAAAAUACAACAGUGCUUAUGGAUCGGAUGCUACUUAUAUAGAACACACUGCACCCUAUGGAGAGAAAAGCCAAAUGCAUGGUGGAGGUGAACCUUUCAUCUUCUGUACAUAAACGGAACGGUUGCGAUCCUCGUGAUCUCCAGGCGAGCGAGUUGAUCUCCGCGAAGAACAGUGACGGCUGGUUUGUGCGCCGGCUUCUUGCUAAACGGUUAAUGCUUUAGCUAAGUACUUUAUUUAUUGAUGAGCGAUUCGUUCACGUUUUCCGUUGUACAAACUAAUCUAAUUCGAUGUGAAUGUAUGGUAAGCAAACGAAGCGAAAGCGAGAAUAAGAAACUGGAAAAUUCAUAAACACUAUUAACGCUCCAGUGGCUCCAGUAGCAGAAGCGAAAAAUUCCUUCGGAGCUAUGAUAGUCGCACAACUGCCGACAGCUGCCGCCGUUGGAUUAACAGUUGAUUUCGAAAAUCUUUGGCAUGGUAUAGGGGUAAAGUCCGUGAUGAACGCAUUAUGUAUUAAAUUAUUUGUUAUGCGCUUAGUUUAGUUAUCGAAAUCGGAAACGAAAGCAGCGGAAUUAAGUGAUAACGCGAUGCUGGGGUGAGUGUGAGCGUAGGGAUUGGAAGGAAUAUCGAUUUUAACCACGAUACUACGCAAGUGGUAGCGUACUUUGUGAAGACUCAUAACACUCCGCCACAGGAAAGAGAGUAAAACGAUGCGAGCCCGCGGAGAGAGCCGGACAUUGGCGGCAGAAGUCAGUGCUGGACAAAGACUACCGAUUACGUAUUAUGAUCGAUAAUCAAAUUUACAGUGAAAUAAAAUGUCUAAAAUUGUCGUAAGGAA
Molecule: messenger RNA, 3920 nt
Organism: Anopheles aquasalis
Lineage: Eukaryota; Metazoa; Arthropoda; Insecta; Diptera; Culicidae
Product: fibroblast growth factor receptor 1-like
Source: RefSeq, a predicted model, not a curated record